This is a messenger RNA of Oldenlandia corymbosa var. corymbosa, 4575 nucleotides long. The record is from the annotation of a GenBank genome assembly. NCBI's taxonomy places the organism in Eukaryota, Viridiplantae, Streptophyta, Magnoliopsida, Gentianales, Rubiaceae.
GAAAGGCGUGCUCGCAAUCUUCGUCCUUCCACGCACCUACUAACAAAGGCGCUACCUGAUACAGGCGAUGAAAAAACGCCUUUAAUCUUUCUUCGUGGCAAAAUUGUAAAUGCAACCAACGUUAGGAAGCAGAGAGUACCAGAAAACAGAAACUGAAAAUCUCAAUCCAAUUAAAGUCUACUGAUUUCCCCGCUCUGCCGGUGCGGCUAUGUUAAUUCCCGUCAAUAACCAGCUUCAUUAUCAUAGUCUCCGCCUUCUUUUAUCCUCAUUUUUCGCCAUUAAACCCAGGCCCUAUUAUUGUAACCACUGUACGAGGGCUAUGUCCACAGUUAGCGGCGGCGGUUCUGGUUCUAAAGGCGGCGCCUUUACUACAAUUCCAGAAAGGGUUGUAUUCCAGAAAGAGAUAAAGAAGAGUAAAUUCAUCGCCAUUGCAGGACCCAUCUCCGAUGAACGCUCUGCUAAUGCUUUCCUAUCUGAGGUUAGGGACCCCAAGGCCACUCAUAAUUGCUGGGCUUAUAAGGUUGGGGAUCAGUUUCGGAGCAAUGAUGAUGGUGAACCAUCUGGUACCGCUGGAAAGCCAAUACUUUCUGCAAUUGAAUCCUCAGGAAUAGAUAGAGUUAUGGUGGUUGUUAUCAGAAAUUUUGGAGGUAUCAAACUUGGGACUGGUGGUUUAGUCAGGGCUUAUGGAGGUGUUGCUGCAGAAUGUUUGAGAAAUGCCCCCACUUGUCUUGUUAAGUCCAAAGUCCCUAUGGGUCUGGAAAUUCCAUUUGAUCUUUUGGGGGUUCUCUACCACCAGCUGCAGUCAUUUCAGGCUGAAGAUAUCAAGCAAGAUUAUGAAACUGGAAAAGAUGGUAUCACCAUGGUAACUUUCAAGGUUGAUUUUGAUCGGAUGCAGAAUUUAGAAGAAGCUAUCAAAGCCAGUUGCAGCCGAGAUAUUACGUUUUACAGGCACUGAAAGACACUUGAGAAUGUGUUUGCUGCUUGGUUGUACUCUAUUCAAAGCAGACAUGGUGAUCUUAUAACAUGGCCCAACGCAUAUAUGGUACUAAGCUCUUUCUCGGCCCUUUUUGUUUGAGAACAGAGCUUGGAUGUUAACUAUUUCUAAUUUUUAACUCAAAUCAAUGUGGUACCCAGUACAGACGCAUUUUCGAGGUUUUCUGGAUGAACUUCUAAGCUUACUACCCAAAAGUCUUGGUUGAUUAUGAGAUUGUAGCUGCCAUUCCCUCCCAUUUCUAAUUGUAACUUUUUGUUUUAAACUUUCAGAGUUCAGAACAUAGUUCCAACUUCCAUCAGAAGUUCAGCAAGUUGUCCUGCAGAAUUAUCAAGGGGAAAUUUCAUACACCGGUCACUGUAGAUGUACAUUUCUGCUCUUUCGGUACGGGCGUGAGUGUCUAGAAUUUACAAACUUCACAUUCUUGUACACAUAGUAUCUACGAACAAGCGUCCAACGAGAUAUUAUCACAACUUGCAAUGCAGCAGAUAUACUAACUGUUACUAUAAUGGAUUCUCUCGCACUAUCUAUUGGUCUUUUGGAAAGGUUUGCUCUUAGUAAACUUGACAUGCCCUGUAAAGUCAUGGCUGUGUUCCAGGUUUGUAGGUACGAACUUGGUCUUUGUACUGCUGCCAAUCUUCAGUAUAUUUGGUCCGAUUUUGUUCACCGCAGUCUAACUCUUGCUAAUAUCAGCUAACACGAUUGAUGCUUCAAGUUUUCAUUUUUUUUUAACCGCUGUAGAAAUUCGGUGCUCAAUUGUGUGAUUGACUUGCUGUCAAACAUACAACACCGGUCCUCCCGAAGAUUGCUUUAAGAUAUUAGCCAUAUAUGUUUUGCAAUGGAAAGAACGGUUUAGAAGGUAUACACGGUUCUUGGAUGUGUGGACUGAUUCUGGAGUUAAAACAGCCCAUGUGCUAUAGUCCCGGAAGAUGUUCUUUUCUCAGCUGUCAAGUUUUUGGAUGCGCCUCAUUCUUUCCAUCGGACAAGAAAGAUUUUAACCAUAACAACUGUCAUAAAGAUGAUAGCUAGUAUCUCACCGAUAGCGAAAUGCUAAAAUUCUUCUGCUUUCUACGGUUGAUUUGAUCGUGUGGUCACUGUCUGUUCCUCGAAACGAAAAAUGGAACUCAGAUCAACCCUAGAUUCAACGGAUGGCAAGAUCCCAUCUCCUCUCUUGGGGGAAACAUGUGAUAAGUUUUAUCACAUUAUCCUGGUGGAAGGCUGAGGUUAGAUGUGUGUGCUUUUGUGGUUGAGGAACCAUUGAUGAUAUGUGUAGUUGAGUGGUUUGGAUGUUUGUAAGGAGCUUUGCAACACAGUAACAGAGUGACUGAUUUUCUUCUUCUUUUUGUUGGCUCUAUAAAUACAGCUCCUGCUGGGUUCUUCUCAUCACAAACAAUCAGAGGCAUAGAGCAAAAUCUUGCAAGUUCAGUUAGUAAAAACAACAUUUCUAACAAUGGCAGCACUCUACAACAGAUCAGUUGUUCUCGCUUUGGUGAUGAUACUCACCAUUUCCAGCAUUGAGACGAGCUUUGGUGCUCGCAACCUCCUCCAAGUCAUCCCAAAUGUGAUGCCAACUCUCCCAACUCUCCCAACCUUACCAACUUUACCAACCCCAUCCCUUCCACCAAUUCCAAAGCUUCCUGUUCCAUCUAAUACACUUCCCAGUAUUCCAAAGAUUCCUUCCAUUCCAGGCCUUCCCAACAUUAUCCCAGAUCUUCCGGCUCUGCCAGGAACCCCAGGCGGAAACUAACUGCGUGAUCAUCGCCAGGCGUCCGUACCAUCCAUAGUGGCUAAUCAAGCCCUAUCAUUGUUAUUAUACUAUAUAUACUUGUUGCGUUUCAGAUAAUUGUGACAAUUGUCGCAGCUGUUUAUAUCUUCUCUGUUCUUCGGGAUCGAAGCUUUGUAUCUGUUGCCUUCAGUUUGGGUGUUAUUUCUGAUCUAAUGUCAAAUAAAGAUUUCUGUUUAUUAAUCUUGUGUUUCAGAGGGCUGUUUCCUUCUCCAUUUCUUCUCAGUAGUACUCAGUUCUAUGGCUUAAAAUAUAACAUUCAGUUCAGUGGUAGCAUCAAGCAUAGUAAGACGAGUAUAUGUAAAAAAUAGCAAAUGUGUAACAAUCAAAAGUUAACUUACGUGCAUAUCAUCAGAACGAUAACAUAAUAAGAUACUCCUCUUUAUUCCUCUACAUGCCUUGUCAAGAAAGAUUACACAUUACAUGUAUGCAUAAUAACACAACUAGUAGGAGCAACCACAUCAAACCAACCAUACAUUUGUUACACGAGGGUUUUGCUAUAUAUUAGAUUAUAUUAGGAUUUAGGAGACCCGCCAUAGAUGCCUCGUAGGUUUCAUUUCCAAACCGAGCGGCCAUAACCUUCUACAGUACUCAGUAUCUACACUUGUCCGCCACCACCUCCGCCGCCUUGUCCACCUCCACCUCCUCCUCUUCCGCCACCUCCUUGACUUCCACCCCUACCUCCGCCGCCUUGUCCACCACCGCCUCCUCCCCUACCGCCACCGCCUUGACCUCCACCUCCUCUACCUCCGCCUCCACCUCUACCACCACCUCCCUGGCCUCCGCCUCCACCUCUUCCUCCGCCACCCUGACCACCUCCCUGGCCUCCGCCUCCACCUCUUCCUCCGCCACCCUGUCCACCACCUCCUCUUCCUCCACCACCCUGACCACCACCUCCUCUACCUCCACCGCCCUGGCCUCCGCCACCCUGGCCACCACCUCUACCUCCACCACUCUGUCCUCCUCCCUGGCCUCCACCACCUCUACCUCCGCCACCCUUACCACCGCCACCUUUUCUGCCUCCGCCACCCUGACCGCCACCUCCUCUUCCUCCCUGGCUGCCACCGGCACCGCCACCGCUUCCCCGGCCACCACCACCACCGCUUUGUCCGCCGCCUUGAUUAUUGAUGUCGACGCUUACAUCAGUUUCUUCUUCAGCUGCCUCUGCUUCUUCAGCUGCACAUAAGAGACAGUAGCCGAUGGAUGAGAACUCCAGGUCCUGCUGCGUUUAUUUGAAUGAUGCAGUCAAUUAAUUACAAAGUUGCGGUAAAAAAGACGUACCUGAAACGCAGCAACGGUUACAUCUUCCGAGGAGUCCCCUGCCACAGCAACCAUAUCUGCAACGUCUUCCCAACACAUCCGGCUCCUUCACUUUAUCCUCUGCAUACAUAUAUGCAUGUGUCAUCCAAACAACAUCAUUAAAACAAUAGUAGUAUUUUACAACUUAAUAGCCCAAUUCAAUUCUCUCUUCAAAUCAUGCAUAUAUAAUUACAAUUAAUUAACAAACCACGUUUGAUUUUGAGACUACUACUAUUCAUUAGGAUUAUAGGAUAUGCUCACCCUCAGACUGUUCCUGGAGUGUAGUUUCAGCUGCAAUGCUAGAAGAAAUCACGAGAAAUACACCGCCAAGUAGGAAAAGGAAAAGUAGGAUUUUGGAAUUCAUUUUUCUUUAUUUCUCAACCUUAAUUUGCUUUGAUGAGGAUAUUAUAGUACUAGUUGCUCAAAUUUCACGUGAAGAGUACUGUGUGUUCAUAAGACCUCUGUGUAUAUAUAGGAGAGCGAAUGAAGAGGUGCUAGAAUA